Messenger RNA from Bipolaris maydis ATCC 48331, 925 nucleotides. RefSeq lists its product as uncharacterized. Gene Ontology annotation, biological process: aerobic respiration; electron transport coupled proton transport; mitochondrial respiratory chain complex I assembly. NCBI's taxonomy places the organism in Eukaryota, Fungi, Ascomycota, Dothideomycetes, Pleosporales, Pleosporaceae. Gene Ontology annotation, molecular function: quinone binding; NADH dehydrogenase (ubiquinone) activity; 4 iron, 4 sulfur cluster binding. The record is from RefSeq and is a predicted model, not a curated record.
AGAUGUAUACUCCCAUUCUCUCCCAAUGCCUCACGUGCAUAUAAAUCCUUGUCACUGCAAGAUUCCUUUCUGGGUUCUCUCCUCAGAUUGAGAGCUAAGCACAGAUUGCAAGGUGGCAAGCCACUUGAUUUACUUUUCUCCCUUCCCGCACCUGAUCUUGAACCAUCACCCACUGCCCCUCCCUGUGCAGUCUCCUUCCAUCUUUCCAUUCUCUCUAAUGGCAACAACACGCAUGCUCAACACUGACGACCAACAUCAAGUUGCUGCCCAUCGCUUGUCCUUGGUUCCCAGAACACCACAAGUGCUAUCACUUCUACCGGCUACACAUGUGAAUGCUAGGCGUCACCAGAGCCAGGGCCCCAAGCAUACAGGGUCCAAGAGUCUCCUGCCUACAAACACCCCUCUACCCUCACAAGCCCAGCCGAGCAAUGCAGUCGAAUAUGUUUUAACUACGUUCGAUCAAGUUGCCAACUGGGCACGACAAGGCUCCGUAUGGCCACUCACCUUUGCCCUAGCAUGCUGCGGCAUCGAGAUGAUGCACUGCUCCAUGCCACGCUACGACCAGGACCGCUUGGGCAUCAUCUUCCGCGCCUCCCCUCGCCAAGCCGACAUCAUGAUCGUCGCCGGUACUGUCACCAACAAGAUGGCUUCUGCUGUCCGGCUUUGCUACGACCAGAUGCCAGACCCCAAGUGGGUCAUAAGCAUGGGCAGCUGUGCUAAUGGUGGGGGUUACUAUCACUACAGCUACAGUGUCCUUCGCGGUGUCGACCGUAUUCUGCCUGUUGAUAUCUAUGUCCCUGGCUGCCCGCCCACCGCCGAAGCUCUUCUUUAUGGCAUUUUUCAGUUGCAGAAAAAGAUGAGGCAGCAAAAGGUUACGAGGAUGUGGUAUCGCAAGUGACACUGUGGCACUGUCACCACGCUGGUC